Molecule: messenger RNA, 1251 nt
Organism: Emiliania huxleyi CCMP1516
Lineage: Eukaryota; Haptophyta; Isochrysidales; Noelaerhabdaceae
Exons: 1
Coding region: 1-1251 (416 amino acids)
Cellular component (GO): membrane
Molecular function (GO): sulfotransferase activity
Source: RefSeq, a predicted model, not a curated record
AUGUCGCCGCAAAUCCUGCUCGCGCGGGCGUCGUCGAGCGAGACUUUCGUCCCAUCUCCUUGCAGUCUUCAGAGCGUAGCGCCGACGCGCUGUCGGCGCAGGCGAAUACUGAUCGGCAGCAUUGUCGGGAGUCUGGCGAGUCUUGCAUUGAUCGUUGUUGCCGCACCGGCGGCACCCCUGUCAUUGGUCAAGCGGAGCGCUGCCUUUGCGUCUAUUUACUGGGGCUUCGAGAGCACCCACUCCUCGCUUUCCGGCAUCGACAUUGCUAACCUCAGCUUGUGCACUCUCUUCUACAACGGCACGGAUGCCGAUCAGGCGUACCUCGCUGAUCAGAUCGUGGCCAAUGCGCGUUACGAGGCGGGGCUGCCGCCCCUUGCGCCGGGUGAAGCAAUGGCCCAUGGAGGCAAGUUUUUCACGAUUGUGCAUGAGCGGUUUGUGUGCGGAGGCGACGAGAAGAUGGCGUACCGCAACGUCUGGAAGGGUGGCAACAAUUUUAUCCGCGGCAACAUGCAAGAGGGCAUGGAGAAUUGCACCGCGGCGAGCAAGGGGCUCAGCGUCAACGUGGACAAGGCUUUUGAAUUCUCCUUCGUGCGAGAUCCUUUCUCGCACUUUGUCUCGGGCUAUCGCGAAGCGACGAUGCGCACAUACAAGCAGUGCUGCAACGCCCCUACUCAAGAGGGCGCGCUACCCACACCCCGCGGUGAGUGGCCGCGGCCUAUUCGUGAGUCUCAAGAGCUCGGAUGGCGGUGCCGGUACGACUGCAGCCUGUUCGUCGGCGAGGGCACGAAGUCCCUCGCAAAGGCGGUGAUGAGCGACAUUCUGGACCUGAGUCUGUUUCACGGAUCCCACUGGAACCCGAACUUCGUACACGUCGCGCUCAUGUUCGCCAACAUCUUUGGCGAGAGGAGCUGGCGCAGACCUGAUUUCAUCGGGCGACUGGAGUCCAUCGGCUCGGACUGGGACCGAAUGUGCGCCCUCCACGGCUGCCCGGAACGCCUCGCUACGUACGGCAAGCUGGAUGAGAGCACAGGGCAGCACAAAGAGACGUCGAGCGACCAGUACGGACACGGCGCAGGCCUGCUAGCCUUGUUUGAGGAGGAGCCUCGCCUGAAAAAUGCCAUCCGCAAGCUGCUUCGCCUGGAUAAGGACUGCUUGCGUGAGCACACCGCGCCCGCAAGCGGCACGACGGGAACGCGGCGGCUGCGUGACGCGGGCGACUUCAUCGAGCUGGACUCGUGGCUCGAGCGGUGA